AUGAUGAAACACCAAAAAUUUUUCUCCGCCUGUAUCCCAGCUAAACUUAAAUCAACUGCCAUCCCAUUCCCAGCUCAAUGUCACCACCACAUCGGAAAGGCACCUGGUUGGUCCUCAACACCACUCACCUCAAAAUUACCCACUGCAACCUUACAAGAUUACCAGCCAACCUUAUAUAGGAAAAAAAUACCACGGACUACCGUCACACCCCAAUCUGCCCAAACCAGACAUCAAUGGAAUGUCGUUGGUAUAUUCUCCUGGCGGCAAGGAUUACAUCAAAGUGAAGCGGCAACUUCAACUACAGCAGACAAAAGUGGGCCUCAUGCCAUCAAAUGUGCUCGUGCAAACCAAGGCAAAACCACAGCUAAACAUAAAAAGUGGAGACAUGUUGGUUGUAAACUACUCUAUCGCAAAUCAAUUCCAACAGCUGAACCACCCCAAAAUGUACUAAGUACCAAUCAGCCUGACACUCCAAACCAGCCACCCUCCUACAACCGUAUGACUUCCCCUGCUGACUUACCAACUGCUAAACAGCCGCGGGUCAUACCUCAAUGCUCUCAGAGUCUGCAUCAAGUCGGAAGCACUCUCCCAGAUGAUGUCUUUCUGGCAAUUGAAAGAGCUCAACAGGCCCAGGUCAAAGCUCUCAAGAGAGCAAAACCUCCUACCAAUGAAGGCACAGUGAUCAGCCUCCACCUGGUAACCAAAGAAGACCAACACAUUCCUUUCACACCUGGCCUGUGGCCGCUUUGGGCGACUGACCAUCCCUGCUGCGCCAGGCCAAAGAUGCUGUUGGGCCCAAGUGGGAUGACUGUAUCCUUGUCUGGGACAAAGAGAUACAAAAUUGGCCAACGGUCCGCACUCACGCAGGAGCUCCAGGAUGUGUUAGAAGGCUGGGGUUGGGCAAACCAAAGGUGCCAACUAUCUCAAAGGCAGUUGAAAUCACAACCGAGCCAGUCAUCAAAAAUCUUGAUGAAGACUAACUUAUUGGCAACAUUACCCCCAAAGGCAACUCUUCACCCAAUUGGUAUGGGUCCUCUCUGGAUCCCAUCUGUCUUCUUGACAACUUGGACUACAAAUGCAGCUCCAAUACCUCCAAGAAGACAAUAUCACCAAAGCCGUCAUCAUCUUCAGCAAACCUCCCCUCCACCCCAAUUUCCCAACUUGACCCAAGUUUACUUGCCGACCAAGAAGAUAAGUAAAACCCUUCCUGCCCAUCUUAGAUAA
Melampsora larici-populina 98AG31 is the source of this 1224-nucleotide messenger RNA. RefSeq lists its product as uncharacterized. The transcript has 7 exons. The record is from RefSeq and is a predicted model, not a curated record. Lineage: Eukaryota; Fungi; Basidiomycota; Pucciniomycetes; Pucciniales; Melampsoraceae. The coding region runs from base 1 to 1224 and encodes 407 amino acids.